Molecule: messenger RNA, 1455 nt
Organism: Phaeoacremonium minimum UCRPA7
Lineage: Eukaryota; Fungi; Ascomycota; Sordariomycetes; Togniniales; Togniniaceae
Product: putative microfibril-associated protein
Exons: 1
Coding region: 1-1455 (484 amino acids)
Biological process (GO): mRNA splicing, via spliceosome
Cellular component (GO): U2-type spliceosomal complex
Molecular function (GO): RNA binding
Source: RefSeq, a predicted model, not a curated record
AUGCCGCCGAAACGUAUGACCGCGAACCCCGUCAGGCCGGCGCGCUACCGCGCAGGCAAGCCAACAGGGGCCUCCUCUUCGUCAGAAUCAGAGGGUAGCGACGCCGAGUCUGAGCAGGAGACCGCAGAGUCGAAGCGCAAGAUCGCCCCGCCGCCCAAGGUCCCGAGCGCCGGCAAAAUCAUUAGCAGCGGCUCGAUAUCAAAGGUCGACCUGAACGCCAGGCGGGAGGAUGCGGCAGAGAAGGAGGCACAGCGUGUGGCGGCUGCCAAAGCCCGCGCGGAGCUGGAAAAGAAGGCCGCUGAGGAGGGAUUCGUGACCGAAGACGAGGAGGAUGACGAGGAAAGUGGCAGCGAGGAGGAAAGCUCAGAAGAGGAAGAAAGCAGUUCUGAGGAGGAGGCACCGCGGAGGCUCAUGAUACGGCCAAAAUUCGUGCGGAAGCAAGACAGGGAGAAGAGCGCCGGCGACACAAAUGGCAAAGGAGCUGCGUCAAAAUCUGAGGAUCCGGAGGCCGAUGCUGAGGCUGCCGCGGAAGAGGCGCGAAGGAAAGCGGCGGACGAGCUGGUAGAAGAACAGAUCAAGAAGGACAUCGCAGCGCGAGCUGCUGGCAAGAAGCAUUGGGAAGACGACGACGACGAAGCUGGGGAUGAGGUCGACGACCGCGACGACUUGGAUCCAGAAGCCGAAUACGCAGCGUGGAAACUCCGAGAGCUGAAACGGAUUAAGCGCGCACGCGAAGCAAUCGAAGCCAAGGAACGCGAGCGAGAGGAGAUUGAGCGGCGCCAGAACCUGACAGAAGAAGAGCGGCAACGCGAAGACGAAGAGUUCCUCGAGAAACAGAAGGAGGAGCGUGAGAACCGCGGCAAGAUGAGCUACAUGCAAAAAUACUUCCACAAGGGCGCUUUCUACCAGGAUGAGAGCAAGUCUGAGGGCCUAGACCGUCGCGACAUCAUGGGUACACGUUUCCAGGACGAUGUACGCAACCGCGAGCUGCUCCCCAAGGCACUGCAGAUGCGUGAUAUGACGAAGCUGGGUAAAAAGGGCGCAACAAAGUAUAGAGAUCUGAAGAGUGAGGACACAGGACGCUGGGGCCAGUUUGAUGACCCACGCUACUCCAAGAGAGAUGAUGGCUACGGCUACGAUAGGGGAGGAGACGACAGGUUCCGCUCUGACCGGGAUAGGGACGGUGGCAAGGGCGCGAAUGCCAUUCCAUUAGGUCAACGAAAGACCGUCCCCGAGGCUCCUGAUGGGCCCCGUGGCGAUAGAUCCCGCGACCAGGAUCGAAGUACUUAUCGGCCCCGCGACGAUGACCGGGAGAGGAGGCGCUCACGGUCAAGAUCAAGGUCUCCCAGGCGAGAUGAUCGGGACGACUAUAGGGACCGCAGGAAACGAGAUUACUCUAACGAGCGCGAAGACCGUUAUGACAGUGACAAACGCCGGAGAGUAGAUGCCAGAUAG